Closterium sp. Yama58-4 is the source of this 3894-nucleotide messenger RNA. The record is from the annotation of a GenBank genome assembly. NCBI's taxonomy places the organism in Eukaryota, Viridiplantae, Streptophyta, Zygnematophyceae, Desmidiales, Closteriaceae.
AUGUCCCCGCAUCUCCCCGCACUCAUCGCAACGCUGCUUCUUGCAAGCUUGAUUCAUGGGCCCGCACUAUCCGCCGCGCAGCCCGCGUACUCCGCCGUGGGAGUUCCCACGGCGAUCGUGGCGGGCGGCGUGUACAACCCGUUAACGGGCGACGUCUACAACCAGGCAUGGCAGAUCAACUCGCUGACGCAGCGCGAGACAGGCUACUCAUCGAACCCCGACGCGAACAACAACGCGGAGCUCACCUCGUGCGCGGUAUCCACGGACGGCAAUGCCUUCACGUCGUCGGGCGACAAGUACGUCAACAUGAUUAAGUACACCACCAGCGGGCCGGUAGCGCUGCCGGCGUUGCCGCUCAACAUCAACGUCACGACCGUCGCCCUGGGAGGGCCGUCGGAGCGGCUUCUAAUCGCGGCGGACGGGACCGCCGCCGCUGGCGGCGCCGUCGGGAUUCGGCGCGACACGCUGCAGUCGACGGUGCUGGUUGCGCAAGGGUGGCAGUGCAUGUCGGCUAGCUUCUGCUCGUCGUUCGUGCUGCUGGCGUGUCACGACACGGCCACCGACGCGAACGUACUCGUCACCGUCCCAUUCGACGCCGCCACAGGCGCUUUCCAGACCGCCGCCAAGGCUUCUUUCGCCAUCCCGUUCCCGCCGGCGCAGGCGGCAUGUUCCCCGAACGGCGGAUUCGUGGCUGUUCUGCGCAUGGACGCAAACACUGUGUUCACGUACAAGCUGCCGCUCGUCGCGCCGCUUACCGCGCUCUCCACGUCGCAAAUGACCCCCGGAAUGCCCGGAUCCAUGGCCUUCGACGCUACCAAUAGCGAGAUUCUUGUAACGAGCGCCGCGGAUUUCCCGGGCCUGCCGGGCGACGCGUACCUCGGCACGCUCGGCACUGUCGGGUACACCGAAUCGGGAGGCGCGGAGCCCGCGGCGCGGAUCGGCGCGUUCCAGUACACCACCGCGUCACCGGUGGGCGGCCAGGUGGCAGUCUACCCGAAGCCGACGGUUGCUUACGUGGCGUUGCCGGAGGGGCUGUACGUGGUGCGGCUCGUGGAGGACGGCGCGCUCGACUACGGCUCCGCGUUCUUCGCCACGCUCGGCGCCGUGCAGGACGGGUGGAGCUACUUCGCCACCGCCGUCUGCGCGCAGCGAUUCGUCGCCGCUCCGCCGCCCCCCAGCCCGCCUCCCCCUCCGCCCAGCCCUCCCCCUAAGCCCCCGAGCCCUCCGCCAAAGCCGCCUAGCCCACCGCCCAGCCCUCCGCCUCCCCCGAAGCCUCCGAGCCCUCCGCCCAAGCCCCCUAGUCCCCCGCCCAAACCUCCCUCUCCGCCUAAGCCACCGAGCCCUCCGCCGAAGCCUCCUAGCCCUCCGCCCAAACCUCCCUCUCCGCCUAAGCCGCCGAGUCCGCCCCCCAAGCCACCCAGUCCACCCCCAAGGCCACCUCCUCCCCCCAAACCUCCCAGCCCGCCGCCUAAGCCGCCUCCAUCGCCGCCAAAUCCUCCGCCGAAACCGCCCAGCCCGCCUCCGCCUCGCCCGCCGCCACCGAAGCCAGUGACGAGCACGCUGGCGACGACGGCGUCUGUGCUGUCGGAGUUUGCCGGCGGCGACGCCGGUGUGUUCGCCACCGUCGCCAGCGACGUUGAUGCCGCCGUGGCGCGACACCCGCCCGCGAGGACCGCGCCCCGCGCGCACUAUAGCGUCGCGUCGCCACCACCAGAGCCGACGUCAUGCUACGUGGGCACGAACACGCUGUGCCCAUUCCAGCUGGACUGCCUGGACUUUGGCGCGAAGAGGGGAUGCACGUGCAUGAAUGACAUCAUCCCGCAAGGGCAGUGUAGAUAUGCCAGUGCAUGUCUGGACACGACGGCAUGUCCAGUGGAGGCCACGUGCACCACCACACAGAGGGACCGCACAGUGUGCGCGUGUCCUAGUGGUUAUCGGCCUUUGAAGCAGCGUGUGGGUGACAUGGCCUUCAGCUACUGCGCUCGGUCGACCUGCAAGCGGAACAACGCCUUUGUUGGCUUCAGCUGUGCUGUGCACGACGAGGCAGCUGCUGGAAUGAGCUUCUUCGGGCCUGCAGGGGAGCGUCCCCUCGGCAGGGGAGGUCCCGGUGCUAGGUGUGGUGUCGUCUUGACUUUCAGUCAAGUUAAUGAACACACACUCACGACGACACAGAGGAAGAGCAACGAUGAGCGGUCAAUUGCGCUCGCCGCUCCUCCAAGGUCCAUCCACGUGACCUUCACUUUGGAGCGACGCUGCGAGUUCGGCGAGCACUACGCAGUGGUGGGGGAGGUCGACGAGCUCCGCCUAUGGGAUCCCGCUAAAGCGGUCGUCGCGCAGUGGUCGGAAGGCCACCACUGGAAGGUCACCGUUGAACUCCCUGGGGAUCGUUCGAUCGAGUUCAAGUUCGUGUUACUCGGGCGGCACGGCGAAAUCUGGUGGCAGCCGGGUCGCAACCACGUGCUCUCCACGGCGGGCUUGGCGCACAGCGUGGACGUGUACGUGCCGUGGGACACGGAGCAGGCGCUCGUGGUGGUUAACCACCCAGAGAGUAACACAAUCGACUGGAGCCUGGACGGCGCAUUUACUGAGAUCAAUGCUCGGGAGGGCGAGGCAGGGCUGGUUGCGGAAGGCGAUUCGAUUAGCCGCGGCGUCAUGGUGAACGGCCACUCCAGUUCCAGCGCGGUAUUUAACGGCUUUACUGACUCCGACGUGGAAUCUUUUAGCUAUGCGGAUUAUCACAUGAAAUCCAAUGGUUAUUCCAACUCUGGCGUGGAAUCCAAUGGCUACUCCAACUCGAGCAUGGAAGUUCACGACUAUUACCACUCUCAUAUGGAAGUCAACGGCUAUUCCCAUGCAAGCUUGGAAUCCGCACGUCUUACGGCAAGUGAUAUCAUCGGCAAUGGGAGCGAGAUUGGAGAACUUGAUUUUGUCGCUCCAGCACAAGAGAACCAGGCCGUUUCGUUCGUGGCAAGUGACGGCAGCGUUCACAACGGGGCAGCACGUGACGGGCAACCCUUCAAACUCGCCGGAAACAGCAACGCUGAAGCUGAGGAGGCAGGCUUCAUGGAAGAUCGAAGGAAAGUGGCUGCCGAGUCCACGGGCAAUAACUCUUUCGCGAACUCUGCAGCAGUUGAUGCUUCACGGACUCUCUCAACCGAAAUUGAUUCAAAAUCAUUCAAGGGAUUGGACGAUGGAGAAGCAGCAUUUGAGUAUGUCUCAGCGUCCAGUGGAGGACGGAUGUUCGCUGACAUGGCAGGAAGCGUGGAGGCAGCGUAUGAGGCUGUUUUCAGAGAGCAAAAUGAGGAUGAGACCAAUUCCUCCGUGGUUAGAAGGAAGGCGCUGACAAGUGCCAGUGGCAGCAAGCUUCAGCAGCGCAGCAUGGGAGGUCAGGUCAGAACUCCACAGCAAAGGAGGCAACAAAAAGCAAACAGCAAGUACCUCUCAGAGCUUUUCUUCAAUGAUGCUCAUGUCCCACUGCGCCGCUGGGCUGGGGAGCUCUACCUGGACAAUCCUUCCAGCACUCCCUCAGCCAACCCUGCUCUCAGCUCCACAGCAGCACCAACCCCAUCUAGCUCCAAGCAAAAGGCAGAAAGCUUCAUGCCGAGUGCCUCUCAUGGCCCCCUCCCUCUGCAUCUGACGACAAAUGGUGUCCCAGCCUCACAGCAGUUCUCCCCUCAGCCAACCAGUGGAUCCUCCUUGACCGCGACCCUAGCACCACCUGCUCCAAACCCCUUUGAAGGGCUUGGUGAUUUUAUUGAACGAGGCUUGGGAAGGCUGUUCAGCCGCAUGCAACGCGCACGCAUGUGGUUGGUGCUCAUCCCACUACCAGCCCUUUCCACUCCACUUGCUGCGCUUGUUGUGGCUGUACAGCUGUUCCUCCUCUCUACCCUUUGA